GAUCCCCGAUCCAUCCCUGCAUCCCGGAUCCCUCCCCGAUCCAUCCCGGAUCCUUCCCGCUCCAUCCCCGAUCCCGAAUCCCUCCCGGAUCCACUCCCGGCAUCCAUCCCUGCAUCCCCGCUCCACCUCGAUCCAUCCCCGCAUCCCGGCCCCAUCCCCGGAUCCCUGCCCGGAUCCUUCCCGAUCCCGAAUCCCUCCCCGAUCCAUUCCCGGAUCCAUCCCCGAUCCCUCCCGGCCCCAUCCCGGGAUCCAUCCCCGAUCCCGACUCCAUCCCGGCCCCAUUCCCAAUCCCGGAUCCAUUCCCGGUUCCCCUCCCCCCUCCCGGCGCCCCCUCCCCAAUUCCCGGCGCCCCCCCCGGUGCCCCCCGAUGCCCCCCCGGUAGGGCGAGGCCCGGCCCCCCCUCCCCCCCCGGAGCAGCGAUGGGAGCGUCCGUGGGCUGAGCCCCCCCAGGCCCCACGGCGACGCCCGGACAGGACCAGCAUGGAGCCCUGAGAGGAGGCGCGGCCGCGGCCAUGGCGAAGCUGCUGGUGCCGCUGGUGGUGCUGGGGGCCGUGUCGGGGGUCCCGGGGGUCCCGGCGGCGGCGCCGUCGCCGCGCUGCCCCCCGCGCUGCCUGUGCCCCGCGGCCGCGCCCAGCCCCACGCUGCUGUGCGCCCGCACGGGGCUGCUGGCCGUGCCGCCCAGCCUGGACCGCGGCGCCGUGGAGCUGCGCCUGGCCGACAACUUCAUCGGCGCCGUGGGCCGCGCCGACUUCGCCAACAUGAGCAGCCUGGUGCACCUGACGCUGUCGCGCAACGGGCUGCGGCGGCUGGCGCCCGGCGCCUUCGCCGACCUGCGCGCGCUGCGGGCGCUGCACCUCGACGGCAACCGGCUGCCGGCGCUGAGUGGCCCGCAGCUGCGCGGGCUGGCCAGCCUGCGCCACCUCAUCCUGGCCAACAACCAGCUGGCCGCCAUCGACGCCGCCGCCUUCGCCGCCUUCGCCGCCACCGUGGAGGACCUGGACCUGUCGCACAACAACCUGCCGGCGCUGCCCUGGGACGCCGUGGCCGCCAUGGGCAGCCUGGCCACGCUGACGCUGGACCACAACCUGCUGGAGCGGGUGCCGGCCGGCGCCGUGGCGCGGCUGCCGCGCCUGGCCCGGCUGGACCUGACGGCCAACCGGCUGCGGGCGCUGCCGCCGGUGCCGGGGCCGCCGGGGCCGGCGCUGGCGGCCGGGGGGAACCCGCUGCACUGCAACUGCGAGCUGCUGUGGCUGCGCCGCGUGGCCCAGCCGGGCCGCCUGGAGACCUGCGCCACGCCGGCGCCGCUGGCCGGGCGGCUGCUGGGCGCCGUGCCCGAGGAGGAGCUGACCUGCCGGGCGCCGGCCGUCACCGCCGCGGCCGCGCACCCGCCGGCCGUCACCGAGGGGCAGCCGCUGCGCCUGGGCUGCGCCGCCGUGGGCGACCCGCCGCCCGCGCUGCACUGGCUGGGCCCCGACGGCCGCGUGGUGCAGAACGGCUCCCGGCGCUCGGUGGGCGCCGACGGCUCCCUGGAGCUGCGCGUGGCCACCCUGAGGGACCACGGCGGCUUCACCUGCGUGGCCGCCAACGCCGCCGGCGAGGCGGCCGCCCGCGUCGAGGUGGUGGUGGUGCCGCUGCCGGUGCCGCGCGGCGACGGCGACGGCGCGGCCGCCGAGGCCGGGCCCGGGCCCUCGGACAUGGCCCAGGCGGGCGGCAAUGACACCUGGGGGGGGCCCGGGGAGCGGCGCGUGGUGGCGGCCGAGGUGACGGGGUCCUCGGUGCGCAUCCGGUGGCUGCCGCAGCGCCACGUGCCCGGCGUGCGCAUGGUGCAGAUCCAGUACAACAGCUCGGCCGACGACGCCUUCGUCUACAGGCUGCUGCCGCCCUCCAGCCGCACCUUCGUGCUGCGGGACCUGGCCCCGGGCCGGCAGUACGAGCUGUGCGUGUCCGCGCUGCGCGUGGCCGGCGACCCCCCGCCCGCCCCCCGCCCGCUCGGCUGCGUCUCCUUCGCCACGGCCGCCGCCCCCCCGGGCUGCGCCGCGCCCCCGCGCCCCCACUUCUUGGGGGGCACCGUCAUCAUCGUCAUCGGCGCCGCCAUCGCCGCCUCCGUGCUCGUCUUCAUCCUCAUCCUCACGGCGCGCUGGAAGGCGGCGGGGGCGCGGCGCCCCCCGCCCGCGCUCGCCAGCGUCUGCUCGCAGACCAACGGCGGCCCCCGGCCCGCCGAGACCCCCGAGCUGCCGCCGCUGCCCCCGCCGGCGGGCGGGGGGCGCGGGCUGUUCCCCAGCCACAGCUACCCGCGGCGGGCGCGGCCCCGGCGGCACGGCUCGCUGCCGCGGCUGGACGCCCCCGAGGGGACCCCCCUGGGGCCCCCCCUGCGCCCCUCCUUCGGCAGCACGCACUGGAUGCUGGAGAGCACCGUGUGAGGGGGGGGGGGCACGGCGGGGACCCCCCUCCCCACGCCCCGGGGUGGUCCCGGGUGAGCAAACGCAGCCGCGGCGGUUUUUUGUGGGGAGGGGGCGUCGCGGGAGCGCCGGAUCUCGGCCGGGUGCGGCCCCCCCGGACCCCCGUGGGUGUAGCUGGGAUCUCGCCAGGUGUCCCCCCCCCCCCCAAUUCUGGGGGUACCUGUAUGCAAACCUUCCCCCCCCCCC
Messenger RNA from Passer domesticus (house sparrow), 2645 nucleotides. Its product is annotated as leucine-rich repeat and fibronectin type III domain-containing protein 1-like. The record is from RefSeq and is a predicted model, not a curated record. The transcript has 4 exons. Gene Ontology annotation, molecular function: protein binding. Lineage: Eukaryota; Metazoa; Chordata; Aves; Passeriformes; Passeridae. The coding region runs from base 513 to 2420 and encodes 635 amino acids.